Molecule: messenger RNA, 381 nt
Organism: Penicillium lagena
Lineage: Eukaryota; Fungi; Ascomycota; Eurotiomycetes; Eurotiales; Aspergillaceae
Product: putative vacuolar transporter chaperon Vtc1
Exons: 2
Coding region: 1-381 (126 amino acids)
Cellular component (GO): fungal-type vacuole membrane; vacuolar transporter chaperone complex
Source: RefSeq, a predicted model, not a curated record
AUGUCGAGCCAGCCACUCCUCCAGACAGCUCCCGGCAAACGAAUCGCCCUCCCCACCCGCGUCGAGCCGAAAGUCUUCUUCGCGAACGAGCGGACCUUCCUCUCAUGGCUUAACUUCACCGUUAUCCUGGGCGGUCUCGCCGUCGGGCUCCUCAAUUUUGGUGAUCGCAUCGGCCGCAUCUCCGCCGCCCUCUUCACCGUCAUCGCCAUGGCGGCCAUGAUCUAUGCGCUCAUUACAUUCCACUGGCGCGCGCAGAGUAUCCGGCGUCGUGGACAGAGCGGGAUCGACGACCGCUUUGGACCGACUAUACUGGCCCUGGCUCUCUUGGCGGCCGUUAUUGUUAACUUUAUUCUGCGAAUUCGUGAUGGAGAGUCCGAUUGA